AUGCAUAAACCACAGCGGAACGAGCGAGCGAUCGAUUAUUCGAAGACUGCUAGAACGAACAAAUUGCGCAUGCGCAGUCCAAAGAAAGCCGCAGAUCGUCGUCGAAAUGCUCUCACCUUAAUUUUGGUCCUACUUGGCAACGAAGAUCAAAUCAAAGGCAAUUCGUUUCAAGAGAAUCACCGGAAAAAGAGAAUCCAUCAACUCGAAAAGAAAAUGCGCAGCGGAAAGGCGAGCAUCAAUGAAGAAGACCCGUUCGAAAUGUUUGUCGCCGCCACGAACAUCCGUUACUGCUAUUAUUCAGAAACACACCGUAUCUUGGGCAAUACGUACGGUAUGUGCGUUCUGCAGGACUUCGAAGCGUUGACGCCUAAUCUUCUGGCCAGGACCGUCGAAACGGUGGAGGGCGGUGGCUUGGUCCUUAUUCUUUUACGCAGUGUAACCUCACUUCGUCAGCUGUUCACCAUGACCAUGGAUGUUCACAAAAGAUAUCGCACCGAAUCGCAUGAUCAGGUGAUUGGCAGGUUUAACGAGCGAUUUUUGCUUUCGUUAUCGACAUGCACGUCGUGUCUAGUAGUUGAUGAUCAUCUUAACAUUCUACCAGUUUCGUCACAUUCGUUUAAUCUGCAGCCGAUUCCGAUAAACGCGCGGGAAAAACCAACAAAAAACGAGGUUGAGCUGGCAAAUUUGGUCAAAUCUUUGGAAGAAACGCAACCAAUAGGUCAUCUCGUAAAAUUAUGUAAAACUUUGGAUCAGGCUAAGGCCGUUUUAAAGUUUCUGGAUGUAAUCACUGAAAAAACGCUGAAAUACACUGUCUCGCUGACCGCUGCUCGCGGACGCGGAAAAUCAGCGGCACUCGGCAUAGCAGUAAGCGGUGCCGUUGCCUUUGAGUACACGAACAUUUUCGUUACUUCUCCCAGUCCUGAGAAUUUGAAAACAUUUUUUGAAUUCGUCUGCAAGGGCUUCGAUGUUAUGGGAUAUCAGGAGCACCUGCAUUACGAACUUGUGCGGUCAACAAAUCCAGAGUUCAAGAAUGCUAUCAUUCGAUUGAAUGUGUUCCGUGACCAUCGACAGACGAUUCAGUACAUUCAUCCUAUGGACGCGGACAAGCUGGGACAAGCAGAAUUGGUAGUAAUCGAUGAAGCGGCGGCUAUACCGUUGCCGUACGUUAAGAAGCUACUUGGGUCCUAUCUGGUGUUUCUGGCAUCGACUGUCAAUGGCUACGAAGGCACCGGCCGUUCCUUGUCGUUGAAACUACUGCAGCAGCUCAGGAUGCAGACUGCGAAUGUCAAAGAAUCAGCAGCCGUUGGCGACAAACAACUUGAUAAACAAACUACCUCAGUCAGUGGACGCGUGUUGACUGAAAUCACGUUGACAGAAUCUAUUCGGUACAAGCCGGGUGAUGAAGUCGAGCAGUGGUUGAACAAACUGCUGUGUUUGGACGCCAGCACGAUACAGAGUUUUCGUGGCGGAUGCCCGGCCUCUGAAGCGUUCCUGCAACGACUGAUGGCCAUCUACGUUGCCGCCCAUUAUAAAAAUAGCCCCAAUGACCUUCAGAUGGUUUCGGAUGCACCCGCUCACCAUCUAUUCUGUCUGCUGGGACCGGUUACUGAAAAUCAGACACGUCUGCCUGAAAUCUUAUGCGUGAUCGAGGCGUGCAUGGAAGGAGAAAUCAUGAAGUCUAGUGUUGUUGAAAAUAUGGCCCGUUCAAAAAGGCCUGCCGGCGACUUAAUUCCCUGGACGGUAGCGCAACAGUUUCAAGACAGCGAAUUUCCCCAUUUAUCCGGUCUCCGAAUUGUGCGAAUAGCAACGCACCCGGAUUAUCAACGAAUGGGCUACGGAAGUCAGGCGUUGAAAUUACUCCAGUUGUACUACAGUGGCCAAAUACCUAGCCUUGGCGAAGACAUGGAACAAGAUUCCAAGGGAAUUGAGGAACCGGACGUCGAAGAAACUGUAGAUGGGAAAUCUAAUCUGCUGGAAGAGAAGAUCACGCCCAGGAAAAAUCUGCCGCCACUUCUUUUGAAGCUCAGCGAACGAAAAGCGGAACGGCUUGACUGGAUUGGUUCUUGUUUCGGCUUGACCAGUGAUCUGCUCAGGUAA
Soboliphyme baturini is the source of this 2097-nucleotide messenger RNA. The record is from the annotation of a GenBank genome assembly. Lineage: Eukaryota; Metazoa; Nematoda; Enoplea; Dioctophymatida; Soboliphymatidae.